AUGACCUGCCUGUUCCCCAGAGCCCUGGGGCCUCUGGCCCUCCUGAUGCCGGGAGGACAGCCCAGUGAAGACAGGACAGUGGUACAACAGGCCAAAAGAAGGUACAAACGAGAGUGGGUAAAAUUCGCCAAGCCCUGCAGAGAAAGAGAAGACAACUCAAAAAGAAACCCAAUUGCCAAGAUCACUUCAGAUUUCCAAGCAACCCAGAAAAUUACCUACCGAAUUUCUGGGGUGGGAAUUGAUCAGCCCCCUUUUGGGAUCUUUGUUGUUGACCCAAACAAUGGUGAUAUUAACAUAACGGCCAUAGUUGAUCGCGAGGAGACCCCGAGCUUCCUGAUCACAUGCCGAGCUCUAAAUGCCCUGGGACAAGAUGUAGAGAGACCACUCAUAUUGACAGUGAAAAUUUUAGAUGUCAACGACAAUGCUCCGAUAUUUUCACAAACCAUAUUCAAUGGUGAAAUUGAAGAAAAUAGUGCUUCAAAUUCACUGGUAAUGAUCCUAAAUGCCACAGACGCAGAUGAGCCAAACCAUAUGAACUCUAAAAUUGCCUUCAAAAUCGUCUCCCAGGAGCCUGCAGGCAUGCCCAUGUUCCUCAUCAGCAGAAACACUGGAGAAGUCCGCACUUUGACCAGUUCUCUUGAUCGAGAGCAAAUCAGUAGCUACCGUCUGGUUGUGAGCGGCGCAGACAAUGAUGGAGCAGGACUAUCAAGUCAAUGUGAAUGUAGUAUUAAAGUGAAAGAUGUCAAUGACAACUUCCCGGUGCUUACAGACUCUCAGUAUUCGGCACGUAUUGAGGAAAAUACUUUAAAUUCUGAGUUACUCCGAUUUCAAGUGACAGACUGGGAUGAAGAAUACACAGAUAACUGGCUGGCUGUGUACUUCUUUACCUCUGGAAAUGAGGGGAAUUGGUUUGAAAUUGAAACAGAUCCCAGAACCAAUGAAGGCAUCCUGAAGGUGGUUAAGGCUCUGGAUUAUGAGCAAAUGCAAAGCAUGCAAUUUAGUAUUGCUGUCAGAAACAAAGCUGAGUUCCACCAGUCAGUGAUCUCUCAGUACCAAGUGCGCCCGACUCCAGUCAUAAUCGAAGUCACCAAUGUCCGAGAAGGAAUCUCAUUCCGUCCUCCUUCUAAGACAUUUACUGUGCCAAGGGGUGUAAGCACUAACAAACUGACUGGUUAUAUCCUGGGAACAUAUCAAGCUACUGAUGAGGACACUGGUAAAGCUGCCUCAUCUGUCAGAUAUGUCCUGGGUCGUAAUGAUGGUGGUUUGCUUGUGAUUGAUUCAAAAACUGCUGAGAUCAAAUUUGUCAAAAACAUCGACCGAGAUUCUACUUUCAUAGUUAACAAGACAAUCUCAGCUGAGGUUCUGGCCAUAGAUGAAAACACUGGUAAGACAUCUACAGGCACAGUGCUUGUGGAAGUGCCCAGUUUUAGUGAAAACUGUCCAUCAGUUGUCCUCGAGAAGGAAGAGAUCUGCAGCUCCUCACCGUCUGUGCUGGUCUCGGUGAGAACCCUGGAGAGGGGCAGAUACACUGGCCCCUACACAGUGUCUCUGGAGGAGCAGCCUCUGAAACUGCCCGUCGUGUGGAACAUCAGAACGGUGAACGCUACCUCAGCACGUCUACAAGCCCAACAGCAGGUGUCUCCAGGAGUGUACAGUGUCCCAGUCGUCGUGAAGGACAAUGAGGGCGGGCAGUGUGACACACCAGAGAUCCUGACUCUGACCGUGUGUCAGUGUGAUGACCGGAACAUGUGCAGAUCUCCUAACCCGAGCAGAGAACCCAUUUUAUACAGGGAGUCAUCCUGGGGCCUGGGGCCUGCUGCCAUCGGAUUGAUCCUGCUAGGACUCCUGAUGUUGCUGUUGGCCCCGCUUCUGCUGCUGACCUGUGACUGUGGGGCGGGUCCCAUGGGAGGAGGAGCCGCGACAGGUGGCUUUAUCCCUGUGCCUGAUGGUUCAGAAGGAACGAUCCAUCAGUGGGGAAUCGAAGGAGCCCAGCCUGAAGACAAGGAAAUCACAAAUAUUUGUGUGCCUCCUACCACAACAAAUGGAGCAGAUUUUAUGGAAAGUUCUGAAGUUUGUACGAACACAUACGCCGGCGGGACUGUGGCGGAAGGUGCUUCGGGGAUGGAGAUGACGACCAAGCUGGGAGCAGCUACUGGCUCGGGAGCUGCAGCGGCGCUCGGCCCCUGUUCCUUGGGUCAUUCAGGGACGAUGAGAACGAGGCACUCCACUGGAGGGACCUUGAAGGACUAUGUCGCUGCACCAGUGAACAUGACUUUCCUAGGUUCCUACUUUUCUCAGAAAUCAUUCGCCUAUGCUGAGGAAGAGGAUGAACGGGAGGUGAAUGACUGUUUGCUGAUCUACGAUGAUGAAGGCGAGGACGCUGCCCCCUGUUCACCUACACUCAGCUCCUGCAGCUUUAUUGCCGAUGACCUGGAUGACAGCUUCUUGGAUUCCCUUGGCCCCAAAUUUAAAAAGCUUGCAGAGAUAUGUCUCGGUAUUGAUGAUGAAGCCAAGCAGGCAAAGCCAGGCCCUAAAGACAGGGUUUCUGGGGCAGACGUCUGUGCUCGCUCUACAGAAGUCCCUCAGUCAGGUUCUAGCAGGUACCAAACAGUACCUGGUAGUGUAGAGGUCCCUCAAUCGGGUUCUCAAAGGUACCAAACUCUGUCUGGCAGUCUGGAGGUCCCUCAGUCAGGUUCUCAAAGGUACCAAACUCUGUCUGGCAGUCUGGAGGUCCCUCAGUCAGGUUCUCAAAGGUACCAAACUCUGUCUGGCAGUCUGGAGGUCCCUCAAUCGGGUUCUCAAAGGUACCAGACUUUGCCUGGCAGUCAAGUUUCUUCUGUUUUGUCCCCUUCCGGGUCUGUCCUCCCUGCCAUUGCCAUCCCUGACCCUCUACAGCUUGGUAACUACUUGCUCACAGAAACUCACACAACUUCAGGUUCCUUUGUGCAGCCCACAGCUGCCACCUUUGACCCACAUCUCACCCAGAACGUCACCGUAACAGAAAGGGUGAUUUGCCCCCUUCCUAGUGUCUCUGGCAGCAUAGUGGCUCCCACAGAGCUGCGAGGCUCGUACAGUAUGCUCUAUACAAAAGAAACCUGUUCCCAUCUAUGACCUGAGCAAACUGGAAAACCAUAGCAACCAAAUUUGGAUAUUUCUACCCAAAUAUCUUUUUUUUAAUCUAGCAAAGCUCAUGAUGUUGGACUAACUUGGCUCUUACUGGAUAAUC
Messenger RNA from Peromyscus eremicus (cactus mouse), 3226 nucleotides. RefSeq names its product desmoglein 3 (gene Dsg3). NCBI's taxonomy places the organism in Eukaryota, Metazoa, Chordata, Mammalia, Rodentia, Cricetidae. Gene Ontology annotation, biological process: homophilic cell-cell adhesion. Gene Ontology annotation, molecular function: calcium ion binding. Bases 1 to 3111 code for a protein of 1036 amino acids. The transcript is spliced from 15 exons. Gene Ontology annotation, cellular component: desmosome; plasma membrane. The record is from RefSeq and is a predicted model, not a curated record.